GAUGGGAGUAGGAACACACCAUUUUCAAAGUAAGAAAAACCUAACUAAGAAAAACCUAACUAAGAAAAAUGAGGAAUAUAGAAAUAAUUUGAAAUACUCAAGAGAACAAGAAGAGGGAAACGAAAAUUCGAGAAACAUCGACCCAUUUGAUGUUAAAGCGGUUAACACGAUAAAAAAUGAAGAUCACGGAAGAACUGUUGGUCGAAACAAUGAUUAUGAAAGAGUGAUCGAUGAUGAAAAGGACGAUGAUGUUAUUGAUGACAGUGGUGACAUUUUUGAUGACAGAAUCGAAAGUGGCGAUGGAGAUUAUGAUGGCGAUGACUAUGAUAACAGACGCUUGAUCGAUACCAGUUACCAAAAGAAUGGCGAUGAUUUAAAAGGUUAUCAGGAACAUCACAAUGAAGUGGAGGUUGGUAAUGAUAGCAAAAACAGCAUUAAGAAAAAAAAAUACAACGCGCAUAAAUAUCUUAGCGCAAAUUACAAUCAAACUUCAAAGCUCUCAAUAAAGACAUCUCCUGUAACCAACCAGAUGGAUUCUCCCAAGAAUAAAACAAGAAAAAACGAGAAUAAGCCAUUGGCCAAACCCUCUAAAGACAACAACCCAUAUUUAUCGCUUCAACCGCCAAUCUUGAAAGAUAAGGACUCACCUGGCGAAACAUAUGUGAUGUACGAUGAUGCUGAUAAUAUUGAAGGUAAUACGCUAAAUAAUGGAUCGAGGAAUUCAUCGAAUGUUUCAACUAAUGUAAAGGAGUUUAGAGAUGAUAUGCCACGAAAAGAUUUGCAAGAUUCUGGGAAACUACCUCCAGUAAAACAUAGUAUCAGAAAUAUUACUUUGGAAAACACCAGUCGAGAAUAUACUGAAAAAUUUCUUUCAAAUACUACAUUACCCAAUGUGACUGAUUCGCCAAUACGUGUUAGCCGUUUCAACAAUAGUGUGAUUCCAAAAAGAGAGUUGGAUAAAGAGCAUGAAAAAACGAACAGGAUCUUGAAAAAUAAAACAAACAUUAUUUCAACCGGAGUAAAGAGCGGCAAGAAAGAUACAAACGAGUCCUCGGACACAUUUCCUAUUGCAGGAGGAAGUAAAUCUCUUGUUUCUACCUCUCAGAGAAACAAAACAAACAAUAUCAGGAAACAUACAGACUCAAGAAUUGAAACAAUACAUGUUAAUAAUGAUUCGAACAAUAGCUUGACGUUUGAAAAAGAUGACGUAAGUAAUGAAACUCUCGUUGGCAAACCGAGUGGGGAUAUUACGAGUGGAAAUUUACAGUCACUUCGCACAAAGAAUGCUUUUGGUGAUAUAAUCCCAACAAGUGGAACGGACAAAAAUAUUUCAAGUACUCCAUUGCAUUUGGAACAUGAUGUAGUACUCCCUUCUAAGUCUUAUACCCGUGGGAGAAAUUACCAAGGAGAUGAAAUUUCGAAACCAAAAGUUCGGGGUGACAGUAAUCCAAGGACUGAGAGUAAUGAGAACUAUCCGUUUGACAACUUUCAAUCGAAUAGUAAAGUUCUUUCUGAGAAAGAUAGUGAUAACAACUGGCCUUGGGAUAUCAUACCGUUGGGUGACAAUGUUCCUCGUUGGCCAACCAAGGAGGAUACGUUUCUAGAAAACUCAGGUUUUGGAUUUGGGGAAGCAUCGUAUCAUAAUGAAAGAGGAAAUAAGCCAUCGAAUCGUAACUUAUCAUCUUUAACUGGCAACAGUGUUGAAAAUGGAAAUAUUUUUUCAAAUCGCGUACAAAGUUCAGGCUCUUUGAAUAAGUCGUAUCACAAGCCUGAAGUUCGUGCAAAUGGAAGACAAAGAGACCCUAUAUCGAAAGCUGAUAAUAGUUCUGCUCAAGCUUCCACGAAAAGUCAAAAACAAUAUUCAUACAGUAAUAUCAAGACUGCGUCAAAGCUGAACCAUUCCAAUUUAGUAGAAAAUGAGGCUCCCAAGAGAAAUAAGACUGGUAAUAUUUCCCAUACAGAGCACAUGCAGAAUUUAUCGAUGAGCCAAAAGCCUCAUGAUCAUCCAACCGUUUUACAUGAACAACAAGUUGUGAGAUCUCAUCAUUCUGAAGAAGAAAAAAAGACAGGGAAAAAACAUUCUCCAGCAAAAGAUAUUAGAAAUUCGUUUUUACAUCAGGAAGCGAUUGAUGUUACUCAACCUGAAAAAGAAAACAACGAACGAAGUCAGGAUCCAUUCUGGAUCUUAGGCAGUGGUGAGGACCUUGGAGACAAUCCUGGAAUUUCAGAUUCGCCCUUCUGGAUUCCAAAUAGAAUCUCCGGCGCCAGCUCUGUAGAAAUAAACCCAUUUACGCCUUUCGACACAGACGAGGGACAAAAUGAAGAGAAAGUAAGCGAUGCAGAAAAACUGAAUGCCAAAACUUCUAGAGAAAAAAACAAAGAAAGCUUUGAGAAAUCUACGGCGCCAGAAGAUUCUGGGAAGACUGAUCAUAAUUUCUACAUCGGCAAGGAACGUGAUGUCAAUUUAAAGAAACCGAAAGUUUUGAGGACAUUGAACGAUGGGAAUGUGAAAUCUGAUGCCAAAGAUGAGAGCGAAAAGAGGCAUCAGAAACCAUUGGCGUUGGAAUAUUUAGGAAAGACAAAUGAUGGUGUCCAUAUCGGUAAGAAACCGGCUGGCAAAUCAAUGAAACCGAAGGUUUGGACAUUACCAGAUGCAAAUGCGAAACAUGCUUUGAAUACGAAUGCUACAUCGAAAGUCGGUGUGGCGACAAAUGAGAAAUCGAAAAAGCAGAGUUUGAUUAAAAAGUUAGAAAGCAUUUAUCAAGCUAUCAUGUUCAACAGAUCAGGUCAUCAACGGCAUAUACAUAAAAGUAGAAAUACACAACCGGAUGACCGUCAAGGAAAAGUUAAGGCUGAUAGGGUGGCUGAUAAGAACCGUACAACUCAAAACACGAGUCAUUCCGGUGUCAACAUUCCUAAUGCAGAACUGAAGAACACGUCUAGUGAUGGUGGAAUUUCUUUGAAACUAAAUCAGACUUCUGCUACAAACCAAAAAGAAUCUGGUAGCAGCUCAGCGAUUCUCGCAGAUAUCGAUGAAUUGCUGGGAAACAACCGAAGUGCUGUAAGUAAAAAUAAUAUGGUAAAAACUAUGAAGAAUCGCAACGAAGUACAUCAAGUUCAUGAAGGAGGGAGAAAAGACGCAAACCAUGGUCAAGAUUUAAAAGAGACUAAUCGCCAAGAAAACCGUACACAAGGAAAUUUGAUUCCUUGGAGAAUAGAGAACAAUAAAAUGAAUGGCGAUGAAAUUGGUGACUUAAUAAAAGAUACGCCUAGAAAAGAUGAUCUAAAGUCCAUGUCGAUGAAGUAUUCAGGAGAUGGUCCGAAAUAUCGAAAUUCUUCUCUAAAUAGAUCUGUUGAGAAAGAGAGCAAAAAUUUCUCUUUACAUUCUACGGUCAAGCACAAAGACAACGCUAAUGAUGAGAUGAAUGUCGCCGAAGACGCCGCCAGUCAAGCUGACACCAAAUUCGAGUUAACUAAACGUCCAUCAGCUGAUAAAUAUCCUGAUAAAAGUAAGCGACCGAAGAAUUUUAAUAUUCAAAGACAUUCCUCUCCAAAGAGUAUGAAAAACACAUUUACAACCCAUUCUGGUCAGGGGGGAAUCUCAUCAAGUGCGAAUAAUUCCGGUGGUAAUCGCUCUACCACAGAGAAAGAAAUUCACGGCAACAAAACUGGGAAAAAAAGACAAUCGAAAAAUAUCUUGAUCCCGACGAAGGUGAACAAAUUGAGCUUUCAUAAUUCCGAAAAUAACACUAUUGAUAAAAAAUCCCCAAAGAUGCAAUCGAAUUCAUUGUCUGAUAAUACUGAAAAAGCGUCGAAGCAAGAAAGUCGUAUAGCAGAUCAGAAAAUCAGGGUUUUAAAAAGUGGUAAUAUUUCCCAAUGGAAGCGGAAUUCGUCGGCUAUUCAUCCCUGGGCUUUAAGCCGCACUACGAAAAGUAGUCCGAAUGACAAUGAUGUAAAAGAAAUUGAGAGAAAAGCUCUUCGACCACCUGUUGAUAAGAACAAAAGUAAACUCUGGGGGCGAAAUGAGCAUGGUGACAUUAUUCCUGGAAAGGAUGGAGAUAUGUCUGAAACGGACUUAACUGGGAAACAAUCAUUCAGCGUGAAUAAAAUGAAGAACAAUAUAAAUGAUGUCAAACAACGUGAAGGUGAGAGUAAAGUACCGAAGUCAGACAAAGGAAACCAAAGCACCAAGUCAAUUGUUGUUGAAAGCAAAAAAAAUCCCGAUGCAAGCAAUCUGUGGGGGAAAAAUGAAGAUGGUGAUAUAAUUCCCAAGACAAAUCAUGAUUGGUUAUCGCUUGAUGAUAUGGAGGACGAUAUUUCGAGCUUAGAACGAAUGACAGAUCAGGAGCACAAAGAUAAAAAUAAUGAGAGAUUUGAAGAUAGAAUAGAGGCAAGAAGAAAAGAUGCACUCGACGACGACAUGGCAAAUUCAAAGAGUUCAUGGUUGUCAGUUGAUGAUAUUAAAGAUUCAGGCCCGAAUUCGGGUGAUGAAAACUACGAUGGAAGAUCUGAAGUUAUUGCUAAUAAUGUUGAAAGAGAUAAAAUACUUCUACCAAACAAGAAAAGAAGUAGGAUUCCCAAGAAUCAAGAGACCAAAGAUGGUCAAGCGUCAGAAAAGGGCACUCAGCAUAAAACCGUAACUGGAAAAACGAAAGCGAUGAUUAGCAAUUCUCCACUGCUCCACACUCCUCUUUAUCCCACCAACCCUACGAUUUCGGUAAAGGUCACAGCCCGUGACAAGUCGUCUCCUUCUGAAGAGGAUGGCGAGGAUGUUACCUCGAAUGAUACAAUUCCUGUGUCCAACGAAACGGAGGCUGAGCUGACCGUAAACGAAACUGGACCAGGAUACUUCGACCUGAAGGAAAAUUUUAGUGCGAAUAGUACCCAAGAGAUUGAAGAAAUUCCAGGAGUUUUCAGACAUGAAAUUCCAGAUGGGAAAAAAGAUAUUUCAAUAGGUAAAUAUUAUAGUAACAAUAGCCGAAAGAAGUCGAAAAACCCAACGUUGGUUGAGAAUGAGUAUGCCAUGAACCACGAGAAAGAAGAGCCUGAAGAUUUUCAUUUUGAAGAGAAGAAGGCAACGUCCCGUGAUGAUCUUAAGGCUUCUUACAUUCAAAAUGAUGAGCGUAAAAAACCUACAAUUCUAUUUCAAAAUAACAAGAGCGCUGAGACGGCAGGAAGAAAGACACAUGAAAGCAGAAAUUCAAAGGAAAUAUCGAAUGUGAAUUCUACAAACUCUAGAAAAAGUAGGCGAUUCGAUACUAUAUCAAAAAAGAAUACAAAAACAGCUGAUUUUAAUGCCGGGUUGCAUCCGCCUAGUAGAGGUUAUUCGUACUUGAAACCGAAACCAAAGGAAAGAGUCACGAAAACUCACGAGAAAUUAUUCAAAAAUACAUCUUCUGUUGACCGAAAUAAUGAAUUUGAUCCCUUUUCUAAAAUUGAACCAAGGAUUUAUAAAAGUACAGCUACUCUAUUAAAGCCUACGGCUGCAUCAAAAUAUUUGCAGAGCAGUUUGGGUUUCGCAGGUACAACAACACAACAGAGUGCAAAGUUGAAAUCAGACGAUGGGAAUAAAUUUGCAAAGGUGUUGAAACGCGUGGAAAAAAUGUUACGGAAGUCGCGAGCUUCGAGACGAAAUCAUAUUCAACGCAUGCGCAAACUGGUUCACAAUUUAGGGCGUCUAGCCCAGUUUGUGAAGCCUAAUAUAAACCGAGAGAGUGAUGUGUCUGUAUUAAACGCUGCCAAACAUAUUGAUUCGCGUUUAAGUGGCAUUGAAAAGAGAAUGCAUAUUGCAGGUGGAAGUGAAAUACUAAAUAAUAUUACUACUGUCCUUGUUGAGCUGAUGGAGAAAAUUCAAGGUAAUGUUAGAAAGAACUCUACGACGUCAAGCAAAUCAAAUGACCUUGCGAAUCGUGCUCCAAAAAAAAUAAACUUUGUUGAUAACCACAACUUAAAGAUGUCUGACAUGAUAUACAAAAUGAAGCAUUUGGAAUCGGUUUUUCAAAAACAUCUAAAAGAAGAGAAACUAGCAACGUGCAAGCUGACAUCUUCUGUACUUGAAAAGAUGAGCCUUACUAGGAGUUUAGGUGAACUCAAACAUACUUCUCAUGGCAUUGUUGAAACUAUUCAAGAUUGUGUCGAGAUUUGCUGUAGAAGUGAACGUUGUGAUUUAGCGUUCUUAAUGAAUCGUGAGUGUUUUGGUUUCGACUGUAAGCACCAAACAUGCCUUCUAACUCCUGUUGCUAAAAAGACAGAUGUGUCAAUCAUAGCACUUCUGACUAAGCGUAUUUCAGCUGAUAUUGGGUUUUCUGGCAUCCCCAACAGUGAUGUUCCAGCAGCGAAGUGCGAGGUUCAACCCCAUUUCAUUAAAGAUUCCGUCCUUGGUGAAGGUGGGUUAAAAGGAAACGCGACCGUAUUGAAACACGUGACAGAUGCCUGGUCAUGUGGUAUUGAAUGUUGCAAAGUUACUUCUUGUAACGUUGCAAUUAUCCAAGAAGGGGUUUGCUACAUUGUGUCGUGUCAAUCAGACGGUCCUUGUUUUGAAUUCGAACAUUCCCAAGGACAAAAAACCUCACUCGCAUUCGUGCGACGGACGGGCACAAAAGAGCCACAAGUUAAAUCUCAUCCAACUCAAACAGCACUUGGGAUCAAAGAACCGCCGGUUGCUACAAGUGUAAUAAAAAAUUCCCCGAAGGUUUUGGCUGCAUCCACGAUGCUGAUUUCUAGCUCAACUAGUAGUCAGUUACCCAAGUCACAUGCUUGGAACAAGAAGGAUAGCAGUGUAAACUCUUCAACUUUCCAACACAAACUGACUCAAAAAGGCCAAGGCAUUCAUUUAGUCGCAUCGGAUGCACCUACGCCCUCUCGUGGUCCUAAGACAUCCGGUCUUGCAAAUGACACUUCCCUAAAUACAUGUGUUCAAAUAUUCUCUGUGUCAAAUGUAACAUUGCGCGCUGGUUUUUCGGCCGGAAAUUUCAAAUUCGGAGGAAAGGUUCGCGAUUCUUCGACUUGCGUCGAUGAUUGCUGCAGGAACAAAGAUUGUAACGUCGCGUUUGUUUUACAAAACAUGUGCUUCCUAGUGACAUGCACUAGCAAUAAACUAUGCCAAAAUGAACCGCUUUUUUCAAACGUAUUUGAAAGCACACUGGUGUAUGUGGCCAGAAGCUCUUUGGAGGCUGACAUGGUAAAACAAGAACUAGUUCCGACAUUGAAAAGAAGAAUGCCAAAUCCCUCUGUUAAAUCUGAAAUAAAUCAACUGCCUGAUACUAAGGCGAACAUUUCACAACCGUUGCCUACUCACAGUGAAUGUUCUGCUGUUUUUAUUGCCUCUGAUGCAAAGCUCUUUCACGGUUUUGAAUCUGGAGAAAUUGUUGUCGAGGGAAGACUCAAAGGUGGCAUCAAUGAAUGCAUAUCCAAGUGCUGUGCUUAUAACGGUUGCAAUGCUACCUUUGUUAUUGAAGAUCAAUGCUUUCUUGUUAGAUGCUACAGCAAAGAGUCUUGUAGGAUUGUCGUAUCAGAUUCGGGCAUUCCAUCGUCGGUGGCAAUCAUCACGCGACAAUCUGCCGACCACUCGCUCUCUUAUCUGUCGCCACUACAACCCGUAAACAGUGAGCCUCAAUUUAUGCGUUCAAAUGGAAGUCAUAUGGAGCAAAAUAUCUCUCCAGGAAACACAUACCACUUAACGUCGGAUGAAAAGAAGAGUUCAAAAUAUAGUUCUUCAGAAGCGAAAGUUUCUUCCAGUUUGUCACACCCACAAAUAAUCUCUGCUACGCCAAUUCCAACGAAGGUAAUCACAGCACAUAGCAGUUUGGUUUUCAAAACUAAUAAACAAGAAAUGAAAUCAGGAGGGAGUCCUUCAGCUCACACUUUGGUGAUCGAUUCGCCCACUGAUGCGAACACUGGGUCACCGAACGCGCAAAAGGAAAUGCAGCAUUUCACUCUCGACGGACUAGUUGAAAGCAAUGUUAACACCAAAAGUUUGAAAAUAAACCCUGCAUCGUCUGUAAUUGAUGCUGCGAAAACACAUACUCCACAAAGCGAUAAUAAACUCAAAAGUGAAGAGAUACUUAAACAAAUACAAGAUGGGUUGGACAAGUUAAAUCAAGCUGAGCAACACCAGGACGAUUUGGAUGCAGUACGUGGUUCUCACAAAUCAAAUCAGUUAAACACUCAUCAUGGAAAAGGCAAAACAUACGGACUGGAAAAGGGAAAAACGUCUGAUGGAAAUCCAGAUUCGUCGAACUUGAAAAAUCAUGUCGGUAAAACGAAGGAGGAAAACACCAAAGUCAAGGAAGUAAUUGGAAAGAUUGAGUCCGAAAAGUCGUCUGAAAUGAUUGACCCAAAGACAUCCAUUUUCGAUGAACUCAUUUCAAAAAUGAACAAUUUGUCUCUUGAACAGAGAGAGCUGAAGAAAAAUAUUCCCGAUUUUAACCAGAUAGUUGGCAAAAUUCAACGUGAUCUUGAAAGAAACACGAGUUCUAAAGAAAUAAAGGAUUCUGUUAUACAACACCGCCACUUCAGCAACUUUUCUGUUAUAUCUCCAGUACUCCCAGGAAAAGCAUUAUCAACAAAAAAGCCCACAAUAAUUCCAACUCCCAAGCUGGUUCAGUCACCACCAGCGGUAGUUACAUCUCCUUCAGUGGUUAGUUUACCGCAGAUUAGAUCCACCAGUCUUAGAGCUCCGACCACCUCGGUGAAGACGUCUCACUCUGACGAGCUUUCAAAAUAUACUCGGGAAAACACAGAUAUAGGCAAGGAAGUCGUUCUAGCACUAAAGAAGGCAGGAAUGAUUCCUAUAAAACCAGUCCAAAGACAUUCAGUUAUUGUGGUAAAUCCUUAUGCCGAACAAAAACAUGUGAAGAAAACAUUGCCGAAGUCGAAAUCACAAGGAAAGUCUUCGGCGAUUCCGGCAGCUCAGCGCUUGUUAAAUUUCUUAGAAGAGCAAAUUAGACAAAAAACUGCCCAUUCUGAGAAUACCAAACCAGAAGAGGUUACUACAGAGCCAUUAAAGAAGUCGAAAGAUAGCAAGCAAAUAAAAGGACUACUGGAUAUACAGACUUCAUUGAAUGAACGUAUAAGAAAUCUUGAGUCCGAAAUUCACCAAAUAAAAAGUAACAAAAGCGUUCAAGCUAGUGAAACUAAACUCAAGAUGAAACCAUCAGUCGUCAAGACUAAAACAUCUGAAAAAAUUCCCAAGAUCAAUGAAUCAAGCAAGAUAGUAACUCCGGUAAAAAGACUUAAAUCGCCUAGAAAGAAUAAUGAUAGAUCUUAUCUUAUUGAACAAUUACGGAGUAUUGUGCAUUCAGAACUCAAGCACAACAAGCCAAAUGUUUCUCCGAUUUCAAAGAAUCCGGAUUCGACCAUUAGAAGUCCGGCAGCUGUAGAAAGAAACAUGAUGAAAAAUAAAGAAGUUGCAUUAGAGCAUAAUCUUAAUCGUUUGUAUUCAAAUGCUGUUGCGGAAAUGGAGAAAGCAUUGGAGUCUAGCGGAGGGGAUAAUCAUUUACAAAAUCAACAAGGUGUCAAAAAGAAUCAAAUACAUGCUGCUGAGAAUGCUGAAGUAUUACAACAAGUCCCCAAGAAAAUUAGUGUAAGUAAUUCGGGAAAGCAUAAGUUGCUGGAUACUGCAGUGGAUAUCCCAGAAGCGAAAAAGGACAAAGAAAUUGCUUCAGGUAAAUUUGACGAAACCAAAAUCUCGCCAAAGAAAGACGUGUCUUUGUCAAUAAAGGCGGAAAAAAUUCUCAAAACCAAUAUUUCUUCGGAAGAGUCGGAAAAAGAUGGUACAAAGUUAUCAGCAGAAACCCCAGGAAAGUUCUCAAAAAACACGAUGGGGGAAAGUCCUGAAGAAAAAAAACAAGCAGCAGGUCAUAAUGGCGUAGGCUUUAGCCCCCCGAAAGACCAUCCUUCCCAUGUCGAAAGUGAUACUGGGACAUGUCAUCAUAGCAAUGUCCAAAUUGACGUCACGCUUAAAGGUGGGAUCGCAAGAGAAGGUGUACAAGAUGGAGGGAUUGUGGCGGAUAUGCAUGAAUGUACUCAGCGCUGUUGCAGAAACGAGAAGUGUAAUGUUGCAUUUAUGCUCAAGAAUAAUUGUUUCUUAUUGCCUUGUACAGACACCAAACUCUGUCAGGCAGUUAAAUUGCCCACCAAUAGUCUUCAUACAAAGCUAACAUUUAUGAAUCGAGAUAGCGAAACGAAUAUGGAGUUGAAAAUGUUUGAUAACAUAGUUGAUGGUUUGUCUUCAUCCGCUGGUGAGGAAUCACCUAAAGAGAAGGACGAAGAUCUAUCGCUGUUGAAUUCUGCUAGGAAGGAAGAACUCUCAAAAGAUAAAGAGAAUAGUAAGGUGAGCAAUCCGAGUGUACAAGCAUUAAUUGAUGAAAUGAACUUGCUUACAACACACGACAAACUUGACGAAAAUGGUGGUAAGAUAACAACGGGUUCUGAAAAGCAGCAUCACUUGCCGUCUAAAAUAGAGCCUGGAAAAUUUGCACAAAAAAGUCGGGAAAGAGAUCCUUUGGAAAAGCCGUCAUCGAAACCAAAACUUUGCCCCGUCACCGAAGUGGAAUACAACACUACGAUCAGAGGUGGACUUGCUGCUGUUGACUACAAAUACGGAGGAAAAGUAGCAGACAUUAACGACUGUGUUUCACUUUGCUGCAAGUCUGAUAGUUGCAGUAUUGCGUUUAUGUUUUCAGACGAAUGUUUCUUGCUCGUGUGCAAGUCUGAGCACUCGUGCGAAAGUGUGCAAGCCGAGUCCACUGCACUUAACCCACGAAUUGUGCGACUGUUCAAGGCUAGUGCUCAAAAACUCUUUCAAAAACUUCCAGAACCAAGUGAUGAGCUUAAGGAAGCAUUGAACUCCGGAAAAGAAGUUUUAACUUUCGAGAAACCGGCUGACGAUGAUUCACGUCACAAGACAGAACCUUCAUCUAGUUGUUUGAGAAGUGAUCCGAUUACCCAUGUUGUACCAGAUGGUGGAUUGAGACCUGGGCAUUACAAAGACUUUGGAAAAGUUCAGUUGCUCAGAGAAUGCGUAGAUUUCUGUUGUCGAUGGAAACGAUGCAAUAUGUCCUUUAUGAUUCUCAAUGGUUGCUUUGGUGUUGCUUGUGAAAAUAAUUGCAAUGUUGUUCCUAGUGGGGAUUUGACAUUUCAGUCUAAAGUUGUUUACAUGAAAAGACGCAGUGAUGUUAUUCAUUGGUUGAACUCAAAAGGUUCAUCCAGGUCUACUGUUCCAAGCACCUCUCAUAAAAAUACCGAUGCUGAGAACGCUUUUAAGUUUGGUAAUGAGCCUGUUGAUAGCAAUGUUGAUACAGGUCCUACCAGUUAUCAUGAACGAAAUGUAGACGUACCAACAAUGAAGUCGUCCACUUCCAAAGACAUGUCCGCGUCAGGAAAAACUUCUCAUAAAACAGCUUUAAAUGAUAAAAGCCUGCAGCCAUCAAGAGAGUCAGAACAUACUUACAAUUCCAAGGAACCUACGAGUGUCAUAAAGAAUGCAGUCUUGAAUACAAUUUAUCCGCACGAAACAUCAGAAGAAUCGACCAUAUCUAAAGACAAGCGUGGUGAUGGUAUUAAACCUCAAAUCAACGUGAAAGCCGCCGUGGAGCCUAAAUUCUCUGCUAGGAAUGAGGAGAAGGGGGUCUGUGUUCCUGGAGAGGUUGAACAUGAUGUUACUCUGGGAGGAGGAAUAAAAGCAGGAUCGUAUACUGAGCAAGGAGAGGUGCUGAACAUGGAUGAGUGCGUCGAAUGGUGUUGCAAACAGCGGAAAUGCGACGUUGCUAUGGUGAUUAAGGCCAUAUGUUAUACUGUCACGUGUUAUGACAGAAAAAGCUGUGUGAGUGUGCCGGUGAGAAGGAUACAAUACCAUCCCAGUUUGGUUCAUGUGAGAAGGGUGAAGCGAGGGGUGGUACAUGAUGAUGGCUAUCUCAGUACAGACACGGAUAAUGAUGUAUCUCUUCAAGAGAUUGUAGAAGGAUCGAAAGAAAACUCGAGGACCGGUCAUGGGUCAUUCGUCGAGGACUCGAAUUUCCAGAGUGAUAACUCAAAGAUCGAAGAUGAGUUAGUGGACAUGCUCACGGAGCAAAGGGAGCCAGAAGAUUUACAGGAACAAAAAGGUAGCGGAAAUCAGUUUUUAUCAACGGAUACAGGAGGACAGAGCUCGGAUGUUCCAUAUAAACAUCAAGGAAUGGAACGGACUGCGCCAUCCUGGAAAGCUACUUACGAUGUCUCAAGGGAUAGAGACAUAAACAUUAAGCCUAGCCAGGCAUCCCGCAGGCCUUUAGGGAUGUCGACUGAUGUCGACCCUCCCUCGUGCCUGCACAACCCGAUUUCUUACAAUGUUACGCUACGUCAAGGUUUGAGAUCGGGUCAGUUUAAAGAUCAGGGGAGGGUCGACAACUUCGACACCUGCUUUCGCCAUUGUUGUCAUGACGACGAAUGCAAUUUGGUAUUCAUGAUGCGUAAUUAUUGCUACCUGAUUUCGUGUUACGACCAUGACUCGUGCGCAUUGAAGCCAUUGCUUUCAACAUCCGACAUGGAAAUAGCAGUCGCAUUUGUCUACAAGGAAGAUACCAAUAAGCUAAUGAAAUGGGAUAAAGCUUCCAUGAAUCACAUGUCUUCUCUCCCCGUGCCCUACCAAAAAAACGAAGGGUUUAGAAAUAUACCAAAUUUCGUCACUGACAACCAGCCAAGUUCUCGAAGUUCGGAUCGUAAUCCAAAUAUCGAGUCACCUUAUCAAGAAUUGAAACCGAUAAACCCAGAUCCACCUCAUUUAUAUGAAGCUGAGAGAGAACCAAUUCGAAAUUUUGAGAACCCUCGACCUUCAAAUAAACUUAUUCGUACCAGAUCAUUUUCCAAUUCCAUCCCACCUGCCCGCGAUUUCACCCCCGAUGUUAAUGCCCCACCCUAUGAAAGUCAUUCUUUGACUUGCACGCCAGGAUCUGAUCGGUACUUCACAACACUCCGUGGUGGACUGAAUCCUGGUUAUUUCAUAGACAUCGGGCUGGUAUCCAGCAUGGAAGUGUGCAAACAGUACUGCUGUCGGAAAUCGGAUUGUGAUGUUGCAAUGAUGCAGCAAGAACGAUGUUAUUUGGUCACUUGUCCCCGCAGGGAGCUGUGUGAGGACGUUAAAACAAGUACAUCAUCAGAGAACACGCGCAUCUCUCAUAUUUUCCGCGAAGAAAGGUCUAGCGUGGCCGAAGAGGAUGUGAAUCCGGGUCGGAAUGAAGCGCUUGAUGGCAGAAUCCAUGAUAACUGGGAUAGCAAUGGUAUUGGAGACAUCCGUGACGACAUACGUGGUGGUAGAAAAGGUAAUAAGGAUAUGUAUGGUUUCAGUGCUAUUCAUGAUGGUUUUGUUGGCGAUGGUUUCAAUGGCGAUGUAAAUACUGAUGGUAGGGAUGAUUUCAGAGCUACUCGUGAGGGUAUUGGCAGCAUUCGGGUUGCUAAUGGUGGUAUCCGUGAUGAUGCUGAUACCCGCGUUGGGGAAGGUAUUGUUAGGGAUAUCGACGGUGUUCGAGGUAAUAAUCGGGCGGUUCUUGGAAGGGAAGGUGUGCGCAGUAAUAUUGAAAUUCAGGGUGACAACCUGGUUGACCGGGAGGAUGAAGACCCUUUAAAAAAAUCGAGAAUAUACUUGGAGAGAAAGGAUACCAUACCUAACGGGUAUAGAGGCAACGAAAUACCCUCUGGUUCUUCUCGUAACGAUCAUGGCAGCGAAGAAGAGGUGGACCUUUUGCGAGAUGCAAUUGCUGACAUUGAAAAGAAGAAGCAUUUAGGAAAUGAAGAUGAGUCAUAUGAAUUGCGAAGCACGUCCGACAUUCCUACUCCUACGGCGCAGAGCGAAACAGAUCUUGAAAAACUCAUAGAUAAAGGCAGGCAAGGGCCUCUGAUAUUUGACGAUAGCGCAGGAAAACGACAGCAUAACCAGCAAAGAGAAGGGCUUGGGGACAUGGCUUCUGAUAUAUUAUCAAACAUUUUACAGCACAGGACGCAUGACACAAUUGAGUCCAUUUGGUCUCAUGAUAAAGACCCUUUGCAGAAUGAGAUCAGUAGAGCAAAAGAAAUUAACACUCCGGAGAAGAUUGAGAAAGAACUGCAUCAAACGGGGAGUCACGAUGUUUUUCAGUCACAAAACCACAUCACCGAUAACCUUAGGGGAGAGAGUGUAUCUCAAGGGGAUCAUGGUAGUAUUACUGGGAAUAGUGGCAGUAAUCUUGGUAGUCAGGGUACACCUAAUGAUUAUCCUAGUACUGGCAGUACCCUAGAUGAUCAAUCUAAACUUAUAGAAACAUUGUAUAAUCUUGUAAAACAAAACAUUAAAGCUCCAAAUCCGAAUAACCAGGGAAGCUCGCAUGAACAAGACACAGCUAUUAAUGACUUACCCAAGGAAAAGCAAAAUUCUGAAUCACAUUCCCGUCCCCACCAAGAGGCUAGUAGCCACAAGAUCAAUGUUAUAGACAAUCAGCAAAAAUACCCAAACGAUGGGGAGGAUGAUUAUUCUAAUUAUCUCGACCAAGAUUACGUAAGCAGGAAUCCCAACAAUGCUCACAUUAAGGACAGUCAUCCUAAGAAGUUUGCAACUCAGCUCGGGCACAAAAAUCGGCCUAAAUUGAGGGAGGAUGGGGAUAAUUUCGAUUACAAGGACUACGAUGAUGCUAAUGUUAUUGAAGAUGAGCUAGCUGACCUGGACACACCAAAAUAUGAGAAUGAGGGUAGUGAAACUGACGAGAUUCGUGAAAAUUCCGAUCAAAAAUCGCAUAAUAUGCAAAAUGCAGGACAUGGGGUGGGAAAAAAGGUCCUGGACCAAGAUCUUGAUUUCAUCUCUGAUAAUCUGAAUGACGUGGGCAUACAAAAUGAAAAUGAAUAUGGAGAAAAUGACGAAAUAAAUGACGAUAAUGUCUCCGAAUAUGACGAUGGUGUUCAGGAUUAUGAACCAAACAUGGACUACUACAGCACUUUGGGAGUAAAACGCAAGCUACUUCAUUCCCACCCAACGAAAUUGAGUUCACAUUCUCCCGGAAUGCAUAGGAACCAAUACCGAAAAAGGCUAGAUUAUGCUCGCCUAGAUUCAAAGGGAAAGCCUAGCAUUUUGUGGAAUAAUGGCCGCUUCCUAAGUCCACAUUCUGAGCGUGGAAACCCUUUGGCUUUUCGCGAGGAAAAACAGCCUUUAGGCCAGGAAAAUGAGAACUUGGUUAUGGGAGAGCUAGAGAAGAUUGAAGACGAGAUUGCUGACAUAAAAAGUCCGCCAAAGGCACAAAGUAUAUCUGAACAUGAGAUCCUUAAACCAGAAAACUCAACAACAUCUAAAAUAGAAUCCAAAAGUGGUGACCAAAAUAAGCAAAGCAUUGUUGAUAUUUUGGCUGGUUUAAAGGAUGUGAGCAAACUAGGUUUUGAAACGAAAGGUAAAAAGUUAAACCAAACUGACGGAUUACACGCUGUUAAAUCCGAAGAUGAUAUGAUUUUAAAGAAGCUAAACGAAAUAAAAACCCAAAUCAGGAAUAUCUCAAAGCCGAAAAAGCAAGAGGAUUCAAAAAAGAGUAAAGAUCCUUCCAAGAUGGACGACAUUGGCGACGAGAUUAGUGAACUCCUCGGAGAAGACUGGCUCCUAGACAAACGCUCACAUAUACCAAGACCUACAGUUAAACAUGAAUUACAAGGCGUUGGUUGGCGAAAUAGUUUUAUUAAUCCUCGGUCGCAUAGCGUGAAGGUAAAAAACAUAGUGGAUCAAAACCUUCCUAAUCUUGGACGAGAAGUUGUGGCGCCUCCAACACGCCACCAGCUAUCAAAUGGCAAACAACAAUAUAUAUCUACCACACCCAAGAUGCCGGAACUAGAGUCCCCCUUGCCUACCCUAACUCCACACCACGAUCGACUGGCAGAGAAAAGUGCGAUACCUCAACCAAAGCAAGCGUUACUCAAAACCUCAAAGUUGGACCCGUCAACCAUUGGUAAUCUUAUGUCUCCGGUCGGCAAAUCAAAAAUCCACACCAAAUCAACUGGGUACCGUUUUUCUCAUACAAAGAAUGGAGGAACGCCAAACACCCCACAGAAUCCAUUCAUUCCAUUUUCAAACGAAAGAGAUGAUAUAUUGUCAAGAUAUUCUUCUUUAAGAAAGAUGCACCACGAUGCUAUGUCCGGAGGAAAGGCUAAAGACAGGCAACUGAAGGCAGUUAUUCCAUCGCCAGCGGAUCCUGCCGAAGAGCAACCGAGCUUUCAAGAUAUCCAUGAUAUGAUAGAGUUUAACAAAAAACGAAAAGAGUACUCUAAAAAAGGUAAAAUUCCCAAUCUUCUGGUCCACCUGAGCUUUGAAAACACAUCUGGUCUGACUGUCAUGGACGACUCGGGCACAGGCCACGACGGGGAAAUUUCAGGCGCCAUUUUGAUUCGCCCAUUCCGAGGAAAAUGCGGCUCAAUUGCCAACUUUAAUGGCGGGAAAAUACUCUUCAAUCCCAAAACAUUUCGCACAAAACCACGCAAGGCGAUAACGGUUGCUCUCUGGGUAAAACUUGACAAAUUUACAGAUAGUAUCUCGUUGUUCAGUGUGCAAAGAAGUCCUUCCGGACAAGGAGGCAAAAUUGAUUUGCGGGUCUCUGCUAACCAUGUUUGGUGGGCUCACGUCGAUGAAAACCGAAAGUUAAUUUUCGACUCUACAACAAGAUCCUCGUUGAUAAGUGCUGGACAUUGGGCUCACAUCGCAGCGACGUACGAUGCCGAGGUUCAUUCAGUAAAAAUCCUGGUGAAUGGUCGACUGGUUAACGAAGAUGAGGCAAGCGGGUUGAUAUCACAAAAGUGGCUAGGUGACGUAGGAAUCGGUCUGCUGAAUAGUCUCCAUGGCAACGUUGACGAAUUCUAUUUAUACGACCGGGCUUUGACCACCCCGGAGAUUAGCCGAUUACGACAUAAGUGUCACACUCUUUUGGUAUCAAAAAAGAAAAACGCAGAUUCAGUAACCAAUUCAUUGAAACAAUCGACCAUUACAACGGGCAAUACAACACCCUCAUCUCAUCACAAAACCACUCAUUCGAUCACACCCAACACGUGCUCGCAAGGUACCUUUCACGUGAACAGCACCUUACAGGGUGGUCGAAAUGCAGGAAGAUUUGACUUCAAAGGGAAGGUGAAGAAUGUAUUGCAAUGUGUCACAAAAUGUUGCAAUGUGAAAGACUGUGAUUUAGCAUAUCUUGACAUGGGAGGCUCCUGUUAUGCCGUACACUGUAAAAGAAAGGGACUUUGUAAGGCGGUUCCCGCAAUUGGAGGGGAAUCGUCAAGCGUGUUCUUUGUUUCCAGAGAGAAACACCUAACCGAAGCAAAAGCACAAUCAAAAAAGAAACAUACGACAAAUCUUACUUCUACGAUUGAAAGAAAGAGCAAUAAAACUGCCAAUCAUAUCGCUCCAUUUGCUCAAGAAACAUCGAUUCUUAACAACGAGGCAAAUUUGGAAGAAUGCAAAGGCGAAACGGUGUUUUACAACGUAGAACUAAAAGGAGGUCUGACUGCAAACAGUUUUAGACGAUACCAACACGUUUCAUCCAUGGAGUCUUGUUUAGGUUAUUGCUGUGAUUUGAGUGACUGUGAUCUGGCAUUUGUCAAAGAUGGCGACUGUUUUGCCAUUCAUUGCAGUACACGUGAUAUGUGCAAAGUCGUAGACGGCGUUGGGAAACUGGCACGAGUAUGGCGACAGACAUCAGGCACCAAUACGACUGCGGGUUACAAAGGAAAAGCGCUCGUUCUAUAUUUUGGUUUUCACGAUGUUUCCAAAAAUAUCGUCCAUGAUGGCUCUGGUAGCAACAACGACGGAAAACUAAGUAAAGGUGAUCAGAUUAUGGCAUACAGCAGACACGGUCCUGGACUGGAUCUAACAGAAGGUGGCGUGUUUCUAAAGGGAUUUUCCUUUAAAGGUAAACCUAAACAAGGCAUCUCUAUUGCGACAUGGAUAAAGCUGUCUGCUAUCGAAGGAACUCAUGAUAUAUUUACAAGUACAAGCAGCAAACUACGUCUUAGUAAAACUUUUUACCAGCUGAGACUCCAAGAUGGCCGUAUUCUUUGGGCGCACGAGAACGAAAUUGGUAAAAAUGUGUUCAUGGUCGUUUCACCUCUUGUGAUUGGUCCAAAUAUUUGGUGUCACGUGGUUGUGACGUACGAUUCGAUUUCGGAGAAAGCGAAAGUAUUGGUUAACGGCAAAGUUGAGGCCGUCGGUCAAGGUCAUGGAAAACUUUCUGGCCAGUUAGGUGACAUGACGUAUUUCGGUUCCGAUCGGAAGGGAACUCCAUUCAAUGGCUUUCUGGAUGAAAUAUAUAUUUUCAAGCGACCGUUGCGUAAUUCUGAAGUUCAACAGUAUUUGUUCAACAUGGAUUCUAGGAAUUAUAGUUUGAAUACUGCAUCCAAAGUUCGACAGUCGCAUAAUGGGAAAGAUUAUGGGGCUUUAACAACAAAAGGGCGCUACAAAAGUGUUGUGAAGUUGAAGAUUUCUGAUCAUCCGAUAAAUACAUCGGUCGGCAUGAAUACUACCGGUGAAAACUUUGAUGGUAAACCUCAGAACUCAUCCAAAGUUCAUGCUGGACAAAAACUACAAAGCAAAACCUCUCCAUCACAACGAAACGACACCAAAUCCCAAAGCUUGUUUUCUGAGUUGCAAGCGGCCACUGGGGCGAAUUUUGCUGAGCUUUCGUGUUCUGUUAACGGAACAGUCUACGAGAAACGGACCUUUCGUGGUGGAUUGAAUUCAGGAAGAUUCUUCAAAAUAGCUGAUAUAAGUAAUAUGACAAGCUGUAUUAGCCAGUGCUGUAAAAAAAGAGUCUGCGAUGCUGCAAUUAUGAAAGGAAGGACUUGUUUUGCUUUAACAUGUCGAAGUAAAGAUCUGUGCGAGCUUCGUCCAGCAAAACUACCCACUUUUGACUUAAAAAUCGCUUUUGUCAAACGGACUCCGAAAACAGACCAAUCAGAUAAAGGCGUUUCAUCAUCUGGUAGAGUAGUUGGCCAAUCGGAUCUGAGGGUAAUGUUGCCUAGCAACGAAACGUGUAUGCCUGGCAUGAGAGUUGCGAAUGUUACCAUCAACGCGGGUGUGGGAGCUGGGCAGGUUGUCCAAUACAGAAACAUUAGUAAAAUAGACGAAUGUGUAUCACAAUGCUGUUCACAACCCAAAUGCAACACCGCUUUUCUCGUGCAAGAUACAUGCUAUGUCAUAGCUUGUGUUAUUAAAGACUUUUGCAAGCUAAGACCACCACCGAGUGCAAACUUUUCAUCCGAAGUCGUUUAUGUCAACAGAAGCGGCGUAAUGUUAUUUAGUGAUCCUCAAAAUGCCUUGAUGUCGCCAGCUAAAGAUAUCGUUCAUACUAAUCAUGAUGCAAUGUUGGGUCUAAACGAAUCCGAUAUUUCAACUAUUCUGCAGAAAAUUAGCCUGAACGUGUCACAAAGCCACGAAAAGGCUGAAAAAUCCGGCAGAAAAGAGCACAAAGGAGCAGAAAAAGAGAGGAUUUCGCAAAGGCUGAGGAAGACCACUGAAAACGUAACACAAUGUCGUGUAGAUUCGAUCAAAACCGAUGUUCAACUGGCAGGCGAGUUGAGCGCAGGGGAGUUUGUGGAUCAUGGUGUUGUCAGAGGGAUAAAGUCGUGUAUAAUCAAGUGCUGCAAUGAUCCGCAGUGCAACCUGACGUACAUGAUCGGAAAGAAAUGCUUUGCGGUUCGAUGCCAUAGUGCUAAACUUUGCAAGACAGUCCCUGCUUUACCUUUGUCAGUGAGUCCUACCAUCGCACAUAUUCGCCAGGAAAAGUUGAAAAUGUCUUAUUAUGUCAAGCCGGGACAGAGAGACCGGCACAAAGGCCGGCCACGUUUGAAAAACUUGCUACACGCUUGGAGGCAACUUCAGCACUACAAAAAGGUAAAGAAAAAACGAUUGAAGAUGGCUCGUCAUAAAUCGAGGCAUAAAACAAGCCAUAAAGAGGACCAGAAAGCAAGACACGAGGAAAAACAGAAGCAUCGACUCGAAGCAACAAAGAUUAGAAGUAAGGGACAAGUUUUGAAAGACGGUAAACAUCUUCACCUCCAUCACCAUCGAAAAAUUAUCAACAGAAAUGGAACAAGGCACGACCAUGCUAUGCAGAAAAACCGAAGCCACGAGAUUAAAAGUAAAGAGAAAGCUGUUUCUGUUCAUGGCAAUAACAUAAUAAUUAAAAAAGCACAUUUCCACUGUCCGAGAAAGUUUGGCUGCCAACACAGUUGCAUUUACAUACCAGAUAUUGGCUAUCAGUGCACAUGCCCGGCUGGACAAAUCCUGGCAUUCGAUGGAAAACAUUGUAUUAAAAAAAAUACCUGCGUCUUUGGCUGGCAUCGUUGCCAACAAGUGUGUAUACAGUUACGGAACAAAUUCCGAUGUGAUUGUGAUACAGGUUAUACUCUAAAUAAAGAUCGCCGACAUUGCGAUGAUAUAGACGAAUGUUUACUGGGAAUAGGAAAAUGCAGUCAGCACUGCCAAAAUUUGCCAGGAAGUUACUCAUGCAGUUGCAAGAAAGGAUUUUCACUCAAAGCGGAUAAAAAGACCUGCGAAAAUAAUCACGUGCACUCCCCAACUACCAAGAGCCAUUUGAAUAGAGAUGUAUUGACAGCCCCAGUAGAAGUUGCGGUUCAGUUUUCGGAAAUGAAAGUCCUUCAAGGAAAAGAUGCAAUGUUGAACUGCCGGGCACGCGGCAUACCUGCGCCAACGAUAAAGUGGGCCUGCGGAGAGGAUGGUGCUCUUCCACUUCCAACGGAUUCACGGAUGAAGAUAACUCCACAGAGUUCUCUUCUCAUCGAGGCUACGAACAUCAGUGACAGUGGAACAUAUUAUUGUAUUGCGUCCAAUGUUAUGGAGAGUAAAUCCAGGUCGGUGAAGUUGGACAUUAUAGAUGAUGACGAAUGUCAAAGAAAGAAGAAUCCUGUCUGUCAGCACAAAUGUGUCAAUACCAAAGGAAGCUAUCGAUGUUCUUGUCACCAUGGUUACAGAUUGCGUAACGAUUCUCAUAGUUGUGAAGACAUAGAUGAAUGCAGCAUUUCCAAUCACACGUGUUCCCACACAUGCAACAACACGAUGGGUAGUUUCAUGUGUUCAUGUCCUGCUGGGUACCAUCUUAUCCAUGAUGGUCAUCACGAGUGCACAGACAUAGAUGAAUGUAAUACAUCCGCACACAAUUGCUCUCAACUGUGUCGAAAUACCGAAGGAGGUUAUCAAUGCUUGUGUGUAGAAGGUUACCAACUGGCAUUGGACAAUACGACUUGUCGAUCGGUUGCAUCGUCUGCAAAAAAGGUUCAACACGCAUCGAUGACAAAAGCGAUUGGUGCUCUGGUUUCAGUCCUUGCAGUUAGCAUUCUCUCUAUGGUUGCAAUCGCAAUGCUUCUUGGUGGCUUUUAUAAGGGAAAAAGAAGGGUUGAUUUGGACGAGCAAAGUCAUGGGGACGAGAAUACAGUCAAACCGGGAGAUAAAACCGUUCUUUUUACCUGGUUGGAGUAAAAGAUGAGCGAAAACUAAACAAGGAAAUUAAAAACAUUAAGUUAAUAUUAAAUUUAGCAGUUAAAGUUUGUAAUAUUUUAAUAUUUUGUUACUCAAUACUGAAUAACUCGAACUAACUUUUGUACUAAGAAGUAAUAAAAAUAAAAUUUAAAAAAUUAUAUUUCAAAGUUAUGAAGACAUGUUACACAAAUUAUGCACUGAAAAC
Messenger RNA from Dendronephthya gigantea, 21671 nucleotides. RefSeq lists its product as uncharacterized. NCBI's taxonomy places the organism in Eukaryota, Metazoa, Cnidaria, Anthozoa, Malacalcyonacea, Nephtheidae. The record is from RefSeq and is a predicted model, not a curated record. Bases 2 to 21466 code for a protein of 7154 amino acids. Gene Ontology annotation, molecular function: calcium ion binding. The transcript has 21 exons. Gene Ontology annotation, cellular component: cytoplasmic vesicle; plasma membrane.